CUCUUCUUCGUUCGCUCUUCUCUUUGUUCUCUUCGUACUAUUUUUCCUCUCCUCGCAAACUAUCAGUUUCAGAAUCAUUAGAAAAUGGCAGAUGGAGAGGACAUUCAGCCACUAGUGUGUGACAAUGGAACAGGAAUGGUUAAGGCUGGAUUCGCGGGAGACGAUGCACCAAGAGCUGUGUUCCCAAGCAUUGUUGGUAGACCACGUCACACUGGUGUGAUGGUUGGUAUGGGGCAAAAAGAUGCUUACGUUGGUGACGAGGCUCAGUCAAAGAGAGGUAUCUUGACUCUCAAGUACCCUAUUGAGCAUGGUAUUGUCAGCAACUGGGAUGACAUGGAGAAGAUUUGGCAUCACACUUUCUACAACGAGCUGCGUGUUGCACCUGAAGAGCAUCCCGUUCUUCUCACAGAGGCUCCUCUCAAUCCUAAAGCUAAUCGUGAGAAAAUGACUCAGAUUAUGUUUGAAACGUUCAACACCCCCGCUAUGUAUGUCGCUAUCCAAGCUGUUUUGUCCCUCUACGCCAGUGGUCGUACUACUGGUAUUGUAUUGGACUCUGGAGAUGGUGUGAGUCACACUGUUCCAAUCUACGAAGGAUAUGCUCUUCCACACGCCAUUCUGCGUCUUGAUCUCGCAGGUCGUGACCUCACUGACUACCUCAUGAAGAUUUUAACCGAGCGUGGCUACUCGUUCACAACAACAGCAGAGCGUGAGAUCGUGAGAGACGUGAAAGAGAAACUCGCUUACAUAGCACUUGACUACGAGCAAGAGAUGGAGACGGCGAACACUAGCUCAUCCGUCGACAAGAGCUACGAGUUGCCUGAUGGACAGGUGAUCACCAUCGGAGGGGAGAGGUUCAGGUGUCCUGAGGUUCUUUUCCAGCCGUCUUUGGUCGGAAUGGAAGCUGCUGGUAUCCACGAGACGACUUACAAUUCGAUCAUGAAAUGUGAUGUGGAUAUUAGGAAAGAUUUGUAUGGAAACAUUGUGCUUAGUGGUGGUACCACGAUGUUCCCUGGGAUUGCUGAUAGGAUGAGUAAGGAGAUUACUGCUUUGGCUCCGAGUAGUAUGAAGAUUAAGGUGGUUGCUCCACCGGAGAGGAAGUAUAGUGUUUGGAUUGGAGGAUCUAUUCUAGCAUCACUCAGUACCUUCCAACAGAUGUGGAUAGCAAAGGCUGAGUAUGAUGAGGCAGGGCCAUCGAUAGUCCACAGGAAAUGCUUCUAGAUUACGCUCGCCGUUGGAUGAAAGAUUGUUUCGUAUUUGAAUAUGUUCAACGAGUUGGUUUCAGAAUAUUCUUUUUUCUUUGGUUUUUCCUCACUACAUUUGUUUCUUGUUGUCACUCUGUUUUGGUGUUUCUGCCGUUAAUGGAAAAAAAGAGAUUUGUUAUUUA
Brassica oleracea var. oleracea is the source of this 1384-nucleotide messenger RNA. Its product is annotated as actin-11. Gene Ontology annotation, cellular component: cytoplasm. NCBI's taxonomy places the organism in Eukaryota, Viridiplantae, Streptophyta, Magnoliopsida, Brassicales, Brassicaceae. The record is from RefSeq and is a predicted model, not a curated record. Bases 85 to 1218 code for a protein of 377 amino acids. The transcript has 5 exons.